UGACUGCCCGGGGUGAUAAGGCGAAGCAGGAGCCUGGCGGAGGUGGCUCUGACUUCCUGAUCUGAGUGUGCUUGUGCUGGGAGAGCUCAGAAGUGGCAUUGUCCUUACACUCCUCAUCUUUUUGUGGGGUUUGGCACCUCCUGCCUCUCCCUGACCUACCUGCGCUGCCUGUCAGUCUGAGUGACAGCCCUCCGCAGGGAGCAGGCUAUAAGAGGGUGACAGCUCCGUGCCUUGGACUACCAGGAGGAUUCUGAGCUUCGGGUUGCCUUAUCCCUGCUGAGUGUGUUUGCUAAGAGAAAAACUUCCUGGCAUGGCUCAUGGGAAGGCCUUAAAUCAUGAACUUUCUAAACUUUUCAAUGAGAUGUGGGAUAUGGAUGUUAACCGCCUUAUGCCUGGGAAAGACUACACUAUUGAUUUGCAGGGAAAAGCAGGUGCCGCACAGCAAGAUGACAGUGCUGUGCAGGACAGCGCAGCCAGACGGCUGUUUCAUAGCGUGAAUGAAGAACGCCUGAAGAGCAUAAAAACUUUUGCAGCCUUUAUUUCCUUGUUGGACAACUAUGAGACAUCAACUGGUGUAGCAGAAGUAGUGACUCAGGAAGAAAUAGCGGAAAACAAUUGCUUUCUUGAUGCUAUCUUAGAAACAGAAGUCAUGAAACUAGCUCAUGAAUAUCUGCUUAAAAAAAAACUAGCAAAGGCAAACCUUACCGAUUUCAAAUAUCAGCUCUAUGACAUCUGGUUCCAGCUCUAUGCCAGGAAAGAAGGAGACAGACCUGAUUCUUGUGGUUUUGAACACGUUUUUGUUGGAGAAACAAGGCGUGGUAAACAGAUCUUAGGUUUGCACAACUGGGUGCAAUUUUACCUUCAGGAAAAGCGCAAUCAAAUUGACUACAAGGGAUAUGUCACUCGGAAGAACAAAACCAGGCCUGACAAAGACGACCAAGUUUUGAGCAUCCAGUUCAGCUGGAAGGGCUCGGUCAAGCCCAUUGGAAGCACCUUUAUUGGUGUCAGCCCGGAGUUUGAAUUUGCCCUUUAUACUAUCAUUUUCCUGCUGGCUGAGGAAAGAGUCACACGUGAAACAGUGAAGAUAGAGGAAUAUGAGCUACAGAUCGUUGUAUGCCGCCAUGGGCACCACAUUGGAACAGCAUAUCCAGUACUCCUGAGCACCAGUAGUGAAGAUUAGUAGCUAGAGCGAUCAGGCAUUUUUAUUUUUUUUUGGGGGCGGUGGGGGAGAUGGGUGGAACAGGACACACAGGACCAAACAGUACAGUAAGCUGUACUGUCAUGUGUUGUUUUAUACAACUUUUUUCAAAUAAAAACUGAUUACUCGC
Falco peregrinus (peregrine falcon) is the source of this 1328-nucleotide messenger RNA. Its product is annotated as poly(U)-specific endoribonuclease-B-like. Gene Ontology annotation, molecular function: RNA endonuclease activity. The transcript has 7 exons. The coding region runs from base 311 to 1180 and encodes 289 amino acids. The record is from RefSeq and is a predicted model, not a curated record. Lineage: Eukaryota; Metazoa; Chordata; Aves; Falconiformes; Falconidae.